Molecule: messenger RNA, 2374 nt
Organism: Merops nubicus (carmine bee-eater)
Lineage: Eukaryota; Metazoa; Chordata; Aves; Coraciiformes; Meropidae
Exons: 4
Biological process (GO): filopodium assembly; lamellipodium assembly
Cellular component (GO): cytoplasm
Molecular function (GO): guanyl-nucleotide exchange factor activity
Source: RefSeq, a predicted model, not a curated record
AUGGCGCUGCGAGCACCUGCCUGCCCGGCAAAGGCACCCAGCGGUCCCCACGCAGCUCUCCCAAGCACCGGGGCAGUGCAGCCUGAGGAACUUAGCUCCCCCAGUCGAUGUGAAAGUAAGAGAAACCAAGGUGCAGCAGAUGAAGGAGAGGCAUUGAGGUCAGCUGCUGGAGGCAACAGUGUCACCUUGAGCUACCCCAGCCCCCAUCUCCAUGCGUACAGCAUCAAGAGCAUGACAACGUUUCCGAAUGGCUGUGGAAAUGGCAGCGCCGUUACUUGCAUAGUUAUGGAAAAUAAAGAGACCCAAAACCAGACUACCUGUGUCAGUCAUAAUGAAGGGUACAGCACCAGCAACAGUCACGAGGAGGAAAUUCAAGAGGAUAAACUCAGCCCUUCCAAAAUCAUGCGCUUUUUCACUACCCCUCGGAAACGGGCUAAUUCCAGCUCUGACAGGCCUCGUUCUCUGGUUUUGAUGGGCAACUCAUCCACGUGGAAUGCUUUGUCUUCCAUCAGAAAAAUGGGAUCUUUCAAGAAGCUGAAAUCUUCAGUUCUCCAAGGAAUUCAGGCAAGGGAAUGCUCAGACGUGUUAAAUGAUAAUGGUGUAGGCAAACAUAGUUCAAACGGGGCAGUGGUGCAAGUUCAGGCUAACAGGUAUUCCUAUGCAGGGCCUCUGCAUGAUUUCCAGAGCGCAGUGGAUGGUUUAGCUUCUGACUGCUCUGAUGUGGAGGAGAGCGACGAGUCCUUCCUGAGGAAUACUCAUCGCUCACGCAGCAUCAGGAGGGCCUACGGUGCUGGACGCAUAAACUUGCUCGACACGGAUAAGCUUCAGAGUCAUCACAACUGUACGAGGCCAACGUCCCCUGUCAUUGCAGAGCCAAAGAUAUGUGAAAUUUUGCUGAAAGACCCUGAAAACAACAGGAUCAUUUAUCGGAGAAGCAAAAGUUCAGAUAAUUUGAACUUUCUGAAAAAAAGCUCCUUCAAAAGGAAGUCCACCUCAAACCUCAGUGACCUCAAGGUUGCAAAUGAAAAAGAGAUGCCAGCAAGGACUGUGAGUGUUACUUCUGCUGACUCGGACAAAACCGGAGGGAACCCUGAGAGGAGAUCCAAGCGAUGGAAGAGCCCUAUCAGGGCAAAGGAUUUUGACCGAGUUUUGAAACUUGUCAGUAAUGUUACAGAUGUUGCGUGGAAGAAGGAUGGUCCGAAGAGCACGGCUCCUCCCAGUGAACAGUCCCUGAGAACAAGGUCAAACAGCAGACUGCACGAUGACUACUCCCGCAGGGUUUCCAGCAGCACAGAUCAUGACAGAAAGAAAUGCACCUCCCCGGUAUCUAGCCCAGAGUCUUCCUUGCCAGGAACGCCUUGUCUGCAAAGCCCUGCUGUUGCUCAGGAUAAAGAGGCUGAAGCAAAUGUAGCUGUUGCUGUAGACAAAAGCCUCAGGACGUCAUCUGGUAUCCCAGACUCUGAUAGCUUAUCACCCACGCUGAAUGACAUUAGUCCAUUUCCCAAUGAAGUGUUUUAUUCGGACUCGGAUGAACCAAAAGCUAGCCAGCAGUUUACAUAUGAAGCUGAAAACCCUCAUGUUCCAGUCAGACCGACUACUCCAAAGCCUCAAAGUCCCACUGCAGAGAAGGUCAAGUGCAAUAUGAAUUUCCAAUGCCCAGACCAUCACAGCACGUUGUCACUGUGCUCGUCAGAGAGUGAGGAGAGAGCUGAGGUACCAGGGCUGAAGCUGGGCAGGAAUCCUGUUUGCUUCCAAGACUCAGUGCAAACUGUGUUCUAUGAUGAUGGAAACGAAGACAGUGGCAUAAGCAGCCACUCUCAGCUGAGCCUCAAUUUAGCCUCUGGUGCUGAAGAGAAAAAGGAAGAGGUUGUUUCUGAUGACCAGUGGAAGAGGUCUCCAUCCCAGGAUGAAGAAAAGGCAGACACACAAAAGGUCACACACAGGAGGUGGGGCUCUGGAAAAAGAUCUCGUCCCAGACCUCUGUCAGACUAUGGCCAAAUGGCAAUCAGAAGUUUCUCUAUACCAGAAGAUGCAGUUGCGGUGGAGUCUCAGAAGACAGACUGCACGGAUGGAGAAAAUCAGCCAGGACUGGCUUCCCCCAGGUCUGUGAUCCAAAGCAACACAGUAGGCUGCCACCGGGGGCGAAAAAGAAGACCCAUCUCCGUGAUAGGUGGGGUCAGUUUCUAUGGAAGCGGUCCGGCGGAAGAGAUAGAAGGUCUGCUGACACAACCUGUAGCACGGCCGCCCGUUCCUGCGCACCAGGUCCCCCCUUACAAAGCUGUUUCAGCCAGGUUCCGGCCGCUCACCUUUUCACAAAGUACCCCCAUUGGCCUGGACCGCGUUGGGCGAAGGCGGCAGAUGAGAACGGCUAACG